Messenger RNA from Linum tenue, 2235 nucleotides. NCBI's taxonomy places the organism in Eukaryota, Viridiplantae, Streptophyta, Magnoliopsida, Malpighiales, Linaceae. The record is from the annotation of a GenBank genome assembly.
UUUCUCAGGCGAGCACGUAAACCGGUUGUUUAAUUCGAUCAGAGAAAAUUUUUGUGGAGCUCCGCCGGAGAAGAGAGUGAAAAUUUCCAAUUCUUGAGUUAACAGAAGGAAGACGAAAGAUUCAGUUUGUGUCCUCUCCAAUGAGCGAUAAGGGCGGGAGUCUUCAAGUCCAGGUGGAUCCCAACCUUCCGCGAUGGAUGUGCCAGAACUGCCGGCACUCUCUUUGCAUCGUCGGAGCUGAUUCCUUCGCCGACAAGUUCUUAAACGAGUCCUCUUUCCGCUCCGCUCAUGGUGCUAACAGCGUACUGGGCUCGUCACGCAUGGACAAUUCUUUUGUCGUAUUGCCAAAUCAAAAGCCCCAACUGCAGGGAAACCCUCCACGUCCACGAGGUGGAGGCGUUCAGCCUGGGAAGGCUAUGGAUGAAUCCUUUGUCGUCGUGUACAAGUCUGAGCCUGCCUCUGAUGGAGGCGGAGGGGGACAGUUGCCUGCUCUAGAAGGAGGAUCCAAUGGUCAGUUGCAUCCCAACAAUGCCGGGUUUCAUUCUACAAUCUCGGUCCUUAAACGGGCAUUUGAGAUUGCAACAACGCAGACACAGGUUGAGCAGCCAUUGUGUCUUGAGUGCAUGAGAGUGUUAUCUGAUAAACUUGACAAGGAGGUUGAAGAUGUGAAUAGGGACAUUGAGGCGUAUGAAGCAUGCCUCCAACGCCUUGAAGGAGAGACCGGAGAUGUUCUCAGCGAGGCUGAUUUUCUGAAGGAGAAACUAAAGAUUGAGGAGGAAGAAAGAAAACUUGAAGCUACUAUUUCAGAGAUCGAGAAACAGAAUGCUGAAGUAAAUGCUGAACUGGAGGAAUUGGAGUUAAAAUCUGGCCGCUUUAAAGAACUGGAAGAGAGGUACUGGCAGGAGUUCAAUAAUUUUCAGUUCCAAUUAAUAUCAUAUCAGGAAGAGAGAGAUGCGAUUCUAGCGAAGACCGAGGUUUCUCAAGCGCACUUGGAGUUGUUGAAGCAAACCAGUGUGCUGAGUGAUGCUUUCCCAAUCUAUCAUGAUGGAGACUUUGGAACUAUAAACAAUUUCCGACUUGGCAGACUUCCUAAAAUCCCGGUUGAAUGGGAUGAGAUAAAUGCUGCCUGGGGCCAAGCUUGUCUACUCCUCCAUACAAUGUGUCAAUACUUCAAGCCAAAAUUUCCGUAUCCUUUUUCUCCACAAGUCAACUUGCUGAUUGACGUAGGACUAAUGAUUCAGUUCUGCGAGCGAGUCCGCAGGGAGAGGGAGUCCUUAGUUGAAUUUAGAUGACAUCCUUUACUUGCUGAAAUGUUUAGAUAUCACAUAAAAAUGAUUCCUAUGGGGAGCUACCCGCGCAUUAUGGAUAGCAACAACAAUUCCUAUGACCUGUUUGGACCGGUGAACUUAUUUUGGAGCACUCGCUAUGAUAAAGCGAUGAUACUGUACCUGACAUGCCUCAAGGACUUUGCUGAUUUUGCAUAUUUGAAGGACCAAGAGAACAACAUCCCACCUGAGAGUAGGUUCAAGCUUCCAUACAAGAUUGAGAAUGACAAAGUGGAAGGCCAUUCCAUCGCCCAGAGCUUCAAUAAGCCAGAGAACUGGACAAAAGCAUGCAAGUACACGGUUUGCAAUUUGAAAUGGGCUCUCUACUGGUUCAUUGGAAACACUAAUUUCCAACCUAUGACUACACUAAUGGCCUCUCCGCGUGUAAAUGUACCGGGGGCAGGGUCUUUGUAUGCAAAGCAGCAGCAGCGUGGUGGUACAGGCUCGAAACGUGAUUCUCGCAGAACAUGAAAACCAGACUUACUAAUGAGAUACUGGUACGGGGAACCCGUGAAAGGGUUUGUAGAUAGAAAGUAUGACUGUUAGGUUACUCCAAUCCUAUUUUAGCUUUGUUAUCCCGAUUCCUCCCGUAGCAACUACUACUUACUGUUGGAGUUAUUCCAUUUACCCAGUGGAAAGCACAUAUCUCCUUUUGUGUGGUAUAUGCAUAGUCAAUUGUUCGUGCAUCCUGUUUGAUUCGAAGCAGAUAUCGUGUACAUAUGUUAUUCCUCAAUACAUUUCUUGAGGUUCGAGGCGUAUGCAGAGUAGUGUGGGUGUUUUCUCCAAUUCCAAGCACAGUGUUCUUCUAUGUUUGAGAGUGUUUAAUCGGAUCCCAGGGGUUUUGAUCUCUGAAAUCCCCUGCCCGGAGAUAAUUGCUAAAUAAGGUACUUAUUAUACACCGCUUGAGGUC